AUGAAUCUUGUUCAUUUAUCGACUAUUGCUACUACUGGGGCUCUUUUUCUUCGUGUCCUCGUUCGUUACGGUACCCACCUUUUCCCUUGGGAGGAGCGAAGUAUUGAACGAAUUUUCGCUCACCUUCUUGAGACCCUAGACGCCCUUAUCUUUAUCCACAAGGACUGCUACAUCUCCAGGAUGAAACCCUUGCUUCCAGAACAAUUCCUCAAACGCUACCUCAAUAACACUUCUUUUCAAGAUCCCCUGAUCUUCGAGGGACAGUUUAACCUAGACUGCGAUUCCAGCGACGCUGGUCUCCGAGCCGAAGUCAAUUCGCCUCACAAGCUCCCAUGUGGAGUCCAUCAGUUGAAUGUUGACGCCUUCUUUCCUGUCACUUCUGAUAUCCUGAAAGGUGAUCUAUUUGAACUCCUUCAGGAUGAAAUCCGUGCCUUCUUGAAGGCCUAUCAUGAAACUCUGGAGUCGAUUUUGGUAAAAGAGAAAGCGGUUCCACGCAGUCUGACGGCGUAUUAUUUCAGGCAUGAGGAUCGUUUGAUCCGAGUCUUUUAUCCAGCCGUCUGUAAGGAGGAAGUAAAGUUGCGGGAGGAAAUUCAUAAGGGUCUUGGCUUGCCCCAGAAACCUAUUAUACGGCGCGGCCUGGCCCUCUUCCCCACUCGCAGUUUCAGACGCCUUCUCGGUCCCAAUGAGAAGAAUCUCGUAUCACCUCACCUCUUACUUCCUGCCUCCAACUCCAUUCCCAACGUCCGUUGCGAGGUUAUCCGCGGGAGAUACACCUACAAACACUACCUGCAAGUGAGUUGCAUUAGAAAUUCCUUUGGAGGCAGCAUCAUGUUAGAGUUGCCUAUGGGAUCACUAAAUUGGAUUCACGUUCAUAAAGGGCCUUUUGAAGCGCUGCUAGAUUGUUUUGAUGGCGUGGACGACAAGAACUGGGGCUGUGCAUACCGCUCGCUGCAGACGCUGGCCUCGUGGCUGCUGUGGCAGGGCAUAGUAACACCGCUGCAGCCACUGCCCUCGCACCGAGACAUUCAGGAGGCUCUCGUUAGAGUCGGUGACAAACCCUCCAAAUUCAUCGGCUCGCGACAGUGGAUAGGUUCUUUGGAGUUCCACCUUUCUGUCUACCUGGCUCCCUCUAUAUAUUUGUUUGUUGUCCAAUUCCCUGCAUACCGUAAGUUAUUUCUGUCCAAAACACGCAUAAGGAAGGACUAA
Molecule: messenger RNA, 1206 nt
Organism: Echinococcus granulosus
Lineage: Eukaryota; Metazoa; Platyhelminthes; Cestoda; Cyclophyllidea; Taeniidae
Product: Ufm1-specific protease
Exons: 5
Coding region: 1-1206 (401 amino acids)
Source: RefSeq, a predicted model, not a curated record